UACAUACUGGUACUUUAAAACGAAAGGAAAGAAUGAAGUUGAAAGAGAUUGACAGAACGGCAAAUGUUGCGUGGUCGCCGGCCAGCCAGCACCCGAUCUACAUUGCCGCUGCUACUGCUGCCCAACAACUGGAUGCCACAUUCAAUACAUCUUCCCUGCUUGAGCUCUACCAGAUUGAUCUAGGAGAUCCGAGUUUUGAAAUGGAAGUUUCCGGAUCAAUUCCCACUGAAUCAAGAUUGCACAAGCUGGUGUGGUCUUCGGCUUAUACAUCCGAGAAUGGUGAUACUCCAGAUCUUCUCAUUGGCGGUGCUGAACAAGGAAAGAUGUACAUAUGGAAUCCAAGCAAGAUUCUUCGGAGAGAGGAGCCACUAACACAUCUCAUGGACUUACACACUGGGGCAGUGGCUGCACUUGAUGUCAACCCUUUCCAGCCGAAUCUGCUGGUUUCGGGAGCAGGAAGUUCUGAAAUAUACAUCUGGGAUCUCAACGAUCCUGAUAACCCAAUGACACCUGGUUCGAAAGCGCAGCCAUUGGUGGAUGUAACACAUGUAGGCUGGAAUAAACAAGUUCAGCAUAUCCUUGCCUCGUCUCAUUCAGGCAACUGUGUUGUUUGGGAUCUUCGAAAAAACGAGCCAAUCAUUAAGAUUCGAGACAGCAUGUCCAGAAUAAAGUGCAACACAGUAUGUUGGCACCCCGACGUGGCCACGCAACUCUGCAUCGCCUCCGAAGAUGACCACUCCCCCGUCAUACAGGUCUGGGAUCUCAGGUCUGCCUCCUCUCCAAUUAAAAUCCUCGAAAAUCAUACCAGGGGCAUACUUUCUAUGUCGUGGUGUGUCAAGGACGCUGAUUUGCUGCUAAGCUGUGCAAAGGAUAACAGGAUAUUGUGCUGGAAUCCCAACUCAGAGGCUCAACAUGGAGAUGUGGUUUACGAGCUGCCGAACAGCAAUCAGUGGUGUUUCGAUGUGCAGUGGUGUCCUCGCAACCCUAGCAUAAUAUCGGGCUGCUCGUUUGACGGGCACGUCAGCAUCUACUCAAUCAUGGGGGGCCAGCCCACAGAGCAGACGACACCUAAGGUUUGCUUUGUGGCAGAUGCGUUCCAAGUUGACCCAUUCAAUCAACCAACACCCCAUCAUGCAGUCCCUCCAGUUGUUGGGACCAUGCUUAAGAAGGCACCUAAGUGGCUUAAAAGACCCUGUGGGGCUAAUUUUGGGUUUGGAGGCAAACUAGUAUGCUUCAACAACACCAAAGUCCCGGGUUCGAAUCCACUGAAGUACGCGGCUGAGGUAACGAUCAGCCAGGUGGUCACGGAGUACGAGCUGGUCGUUAGGUCCCAGGAACUCGAGCGAGCCCUCACGACGAAUAUGCUGCUCGAGUUCUGUGAUAGGAAGAUCGAGAUGAUUGACAGAGGGGCUGCUGGGGACACGAUUGAAACCAGGGAACAACUUGAUAUCUGGAAGUUUCUCAAGGUUGGUUGUCUGGCUGGUUGCCAGCAGCUAUUUCUCAAUCUCCUCGGUCACGAUGGAUUGAAGAAAUAUCCAUUGAUGACGUCAUCAACCAGGACAACAGCGGGGAGAAAUGAAACUGAAGAAGAUUUAUUGAAAGUGCGUAUAUAUAUAUACAUAUAUAUAUAUAUAUGUGUGUGUGUGUGUGUGUGUGUUUCAUUUGAUUAUAUAGCUGAGAAUCAAGUCAGACAUGAACCUCUGAUCAUCAAUACGGAUGCUACUGACGGCACAGAGAGUCAGAUAACAGAAUGCCUACUGACUGGCAACUUCGAGGCUGCAGUGAGCGUGUGUCUGGAGGGCGACUAUCUUGUCGAGGCCAUGAUUUUGGCCGUCGCCGGUGGCAACGACCUCUUGAUUAGGACCCAAGCAAUGAUUCUUGAGAGGAAGAAGUCAUCCAAGUUACAUAGGCUGAUGGCGCUCAUAAUAAACAGAGACAUUGAGAGAAUAGUAGACGAGUGUGAUGUCGGCUACUGGAAGGAAGUACUCACCAUCAUAUUGACCUAUGCCCCGUGCGAUCAGUUCCAUAACCUCUGCGGUAAGUUAGCGAGGAAGCUAGAGGAUGCGGAUUCGAAUGCGUACCAGGUCAGCGCUCAACUCUGUUGCAUUGUUGCCGGUGAUGUUGAUCAGUUUGUUAACAACUGGAAGAAACAAAAUGGCAACAACACUGUGAAUCUUCAACUGCUACAGGUUUUUGUUUUUUUGUUUGUUUGUGCUGUUGUUCGUUGUAGCCUGUUUGGUAUCGUUUGGUUUGUUUAUUUGUUUGUUUGUGCCUUGUUGUUGCUUGAUUGUCUCUUGUUUGUUUGUUUAUUUUGCAAGCGCGUCUGUUAA
This is a messenger RNA of Helobdella robusta, 2330 nucleotides long. RefSeq lists its product as hypothetical. Gene Ontology annotation, biological process: endoplasmic reticulum to Golgi vesicle-mediated transport; endoplasmic reticulum organization; intracellular protein transport. The transcript has 17 exons. NCBI's taxonomy places the organism in Eukaryota, Metazoa, Annelida, Clitellata, Rhynchobdellida, Glossiphoniidae. The record is from RefSeq and is a predicted model, not a curated record. Gene Ontology annotation, cellular component: COPII vesicle coat; endoplasmic reticulum exit site. The coding region runs from base 33 to 2330 and encodes 765 amino acids. Gene Ontology annotation, molecular function: structural molecule activity; protein binding.